Molecule: messenger RNA, 936 nt
Organism: Cloeon dipterum
Lineage: Eukaryota; Metazoa; Arthropoda; Insecta; Ephemeroptera; Baetidae
Product: baculoviral IAP repeat-containing protein 7-A-like
Exons: 1
Coding region: 1-936 (311 amino acids)
Biological process (GO): positive regulation of protein ubiquitination; negative regulation of apoptotic process; regulation of cell cycle
Cellular component (GO): nucleus; cytoplasm
Molecular function (GO): cysteine-type endopeptidase inhibitor activity involved in apoptotic process; ubiquitin protein ligase activity
Source: RefSeq, a predicted model, not a curated record
AUGGCCCGAUUGGAGAUUCUAAAACACCAAGAAAAAUUCAACUGCACAAUCAGCAGCGGCGAUUCGAAGAACGUGCCCUUGGGAAGCGUUUUCAGGACGCCAAACUACGAGUUCGAGGCGUUUCGUCUGUACUCGCUGGUGAAAAAGAGCGACUGGCAGUUUGUCAAGCCGUUUGACCUGGCGAGGAGCGGAUUUUACUUCACGGGCGAGGAGGACAAAGUGAGGUGCGUCUUUUGCAUGCUGGAAGUCAGGGGCUGGGAGGAAGGAGACACGCCGCACGGGGAACACCUCCGUUGGAACCCCAAUUGCCCAUUUCUGCGCGACAGCCGAAGCGUCGCUAAUGUCCAAAUCGGAGAGGAACUCGUUCAUCAGGGGCAAAUCCGUGAGAAUCCAUUCACCGAGGCGAACGGAAUUGAAAAAUACGGACCAAACCUUCACUUCCUGAAGACCAGCAACCUGCUUUUCCUGGACCUGAGCAUCAGGAGUUGGUGCGCACCCGUGAACCCUGGUUUCGCAACCCUGAAGAGCCGUAUGGACUCGUUCCGGGAGUUUUGGCCGCCGAGUCUCGGGCAGAAAACGGAGGAAAUGGCCCGCGCCGGAUUUUUCUACACCGGAAGAGGCGACCGCGCCAUCUGCUUCCACUGCAACCUGGGCCUCAAGGACUGGCACCUGGGCGACGACCCUUUCGACCAGCACGCCCGCUGGAGACCGACCUGCCAGUUCCUGCCCAUGUGCUCUGCACCUGUGGAAAACGCGGGAGCAGGAAAAAGCGGCGAUCUUCUCCGGUGUCUAAAUUGCAGGAAUGCGUCGGUCUCCAAGGUGAACCUGCCCUGCGGACACCUGACCCUCUGCAGCACCUGCACCCAACCUUCUUGCAAAGCGUGCGGAAGGGAAAUCGUCGCGGAAAUUCAGUUGCAAGGAUUUGCUGAAUGUUAG